Molecule: messenger RNA, 3024 nt
Organism: Hemibagrus wyckioides
Lineage: Eukaryota; Metazoa; Chordata; Actinopteri; Siluriformes; Bagridae
Gene: fbxl5
Product: F-box and leucine-rich repeat protein 5
Exons: 11
Coding region: 78-2153 (691 amino acids)
Biological process (GO): SCF-dependent proteasomal ubiquitin-dependent protein catabolic process; intracellular iron ion homeostasis
Cellular component (GO): SCF ubiquitin ligase complex
Molecular function (GO): protein binding
Source: RefSeq, a predicted model, not a curated record
UCAGUGCUCUGUCCUGUGUAUGAGAGAGAGAGAGGAAAAAAAAAAAAAGUGUGUAUGUGUGUGUAUGGAGAGGCGUGAUGGCUCCUUUUCCCGACGAGGUGGACGUGUUCACCGGGCCGCACUGGCGAAUGAAGCAGCUGGUCGGCCUUUAUUGCGAUAAGCUGUCGAAGACAAACUUCUCCAACAACAAUGACUUCCGCGCGUUCCUCCAGACGCUCUGCGCCACCUUCAAGGAGUUCAAGAUCCACGAGCAGAUCGAGAACGAGUACAUCAUCGAGCUGCUGCAGCAGCGCAGCCGCACCACCUACAACGUGCACUCUGACAACAAGCUCUCCGAGAUGCUGUCGCUCUUUGAAAAAGGCCUCAGGAAUGUCAAGAGCGAGUGUGAACAGCUGAACUACGCCCGGCAGCUGAAAGAACGGCUCGAGGCUUUCACCCAGGACUUCCUUCCUCACAUGAAGGAAGAAGAGGAGGUGUUUCAGCCCAUGCUGAUGAAGUACUUCACCUAUGAUGAGCUGAAGGCCAUAAAGAGACAGGUGAUAGCGCAGCACUACAGCCAGCAGCAGUGGGAUACGGCCGCCGAGGUUCUGAAGGGCUUAAACCUGUGGAGUCAGGCCGAGGAGCUACACAAGGCCUUCAAAUACUCCGACCACGAGAAGACUGAGGACGAAUGUGACAGUCACGCAAGCACACACAUCUCAGCACUGCCGCAGGAGGUCUUGGUGCGGCUGUUCCGUUACCUGGGCCCGGAGGACCUGUGCCGCUGCAGUCAAGUGUGCCGUACCUGGGCAGAGGUGGUUAAAACAGGCUCGCUCUGGAGACACCUGUACCCUGUCCGUUGGGCCAGAGGCGAUUAUUACCGUGGUCCUCCAGGUGAGCCGGACCAGGAUCCUGAUGAAGAUUGGGUGCAGAACCUGCAGGAGGAAGGACGAGCCUAUCAGGAGUGGGACGAGGAUGCAGAUGUCGAUGAAUCGGAGGAAGCAUGCGAGGACUCGCUGGCCAUCAGUGCAGUGCACAAAGAAAAGAAGUUGCUGAACGGAAUGAUCCAGAACCUUCUCCCAGAGGUGGGGUCAUCAGUUCGUACCCUCAGCCUGGCUUACAGUGCUGCCGUCUCCAGCAAAAUGGUGCGCCAGAUCCUUAGUCUUUGCCCAAAUCUCAUACACUUGGAUCUCACUCAGACUGAUGUUACUGAUUCAGCUUUUGAAAGUUGGGCAGAGUUGGGGGCUUGUCGCACACUCGAGCAUUUGGACCUGUCGGGCUGUGAGAAGAUCACAGACUACACGCUGAAGAAUUUGACCCUGGGUUUAGGCGAUCUGACCACGCCCAGGUUUUCAAAGAAUAGCCCCGAUUGCAAAAACAAGCUUUUGAAGACCCCGCCGUCUGCCAUCAAACUUCUAGACCAGCACUCCAGGUAUUCUCUAGGACGUGCACGCACAGCUCUCGUCUUCAAGUGGAGGCCCGGUGGGCGGAGCAUGAGCUGCAGCCCCGUUUGGGUUCUGGAUCCAGUCGAGCUCGCCGACAUCGAGGACGCAGCCGAUUGGGCUAGAAGAGGAGGCUUGGCAGCUGGAAACAGCGAGGGGCAUAGUAGUAUUUUAGGGGUGCAGGUGCAGACAGGAGGCAGGUCGUGCUGCUGUAGGAGGAGCAUGAAGCGGAGCUUUAGGACUGACAUUGGCUCCGCCUAUUUGCAGCAGCUGUAUGGCACUCUGGGGGAAAUGCAGUGUGGUCACUCCGCAUGCUGUGGCUCAGACGCCACUUUAAGGACAGUGAAAGGAGCGCAGUGUGAGCCUCAAGCCACAGGGGGCAGCACUGAGCUUUGGACUAAAUGCCCUUCUGAGGGCAAGACAAGGACUGAACAGUCAGGAGCCUGCAGAGCUCUGAGGUUCCUCAGCCUGUCAGGAUGCUAUCAGAUCACAGACUUCGGCCUGAGGUGUCUCUCUCAGGGAGGAGGCCUUCCUCUGCUGGAGCAUCUGAACCUCUCCGGCUGUCUGUUCAUCACUGAAGUGGGAUUGCAUGAGCUGGUGUCUGUGUGUCCCUCGCUCAAAGAUGAACACUUCUACUACUGUGAUAACAUCAACGGUCCUCAUGCCGACAAAGCGAGUGGAUGCCAGAAUCUGCAGUGUGGCUUCAGGGUUUGCUGUCGCUCCGGAGAGUGAUCAUCUUUCCCCAGUGGUUUUUUUCUCCUUUCUCCUGUCUCUUUAUCCCAAGUUCCCUGUCUCUCUCCUCUUGAGCCUUCUUUCUGUUUCUCAUGCUUUCCUAUCUUUCCUAACUCCUCUAACCCCUCCCGGUGUCUCCUGUCCUGUUGCACCUCCUGCGUUUGCACUUUAUAAAUCGGAGGCGCUCGGGCUGGUCCGUCACUCACAAAUUGUUACGUUCAACACUUAAAGGAGAAAAAAAAACAAAACAUUGUUAAAUUUCCUGAAGCCUUUGCUGAACAAUUGGGCAGUUAAGAAAGUGUACAUUUGUAGAUUGUGUUAUUGAAGUUAUAUUGUUUCUCCGAGUUCAUUCUUUCGUGUUAAAUAAUUUGGAAAAGGAAGGAUUGUUUCUUUAAUUUGGUGACCUUUCAGGAAACAUUGCUUUAAGCACAGAAUAUUUGAGGGUUUUUUGUCUUUUUUUUUUGUAGUAAUAAUAUCUCAUAAAGCUGCCUAGCCAGCUGUAGGAUUUAACACGUUCGACACUGCGUUCCUCCACCUCUAGGGAAAAUUCAUAACAUCCUAACCUAUGAUUACUGUACAGUUAUGUUCUGUAAAUAUGUGCUUUGCUUCUUUUCUCAUUCACUAAAGCAGCCUUGACGUAAAGAAAAACUAUUUCAGUCCCAUACAUGGGCUUGUGAAGGAGUUCAACUAAAAAUAAAUUUGACACAAUUUGCUCCAAAUGUAGAUCUGGCAAGUGAACACUGAAAUGUAAUUGUAACUGGAAAGAUUGUAUCUGCAAAAGUAACACUCUUCAUACAGUUCCUUCAACAGCAGAAUAGGACUGAAUUAAUAAAACUGAAAAGUCAGAUUUAUGUAGAUCUGACAACUUCAA